Molecule: messenger RNA, 447 nt
Organism: Acanthamoeba castellanii str. Neff
Lineage: Eukaryota; Discosea; Longamoebia; Acanthamoebidae
Exons: 2
Coding region: 1-447 (148 amino acids)
Biological process (GO): protein polyubiquitination
Cellular component (GO): nucleus
Molecular function (GO): ubiquitin conjugating enzyme activity
Source: RefSeq, a predicted model, not a curated record
AUGGCCCUGAAGAGAAUCAACAUGGAGCUGCGGGAGGUACAUAGGGACCCGCCGCCGGGUAUCAGCGCCGGACCGGUGUCUGACAGCAACAUGUUCCACUGGUCGGGCAUGAUCCUCGGCCCGGCCGACUCGCCCUACCAAGGCGGCGUGUUCUUUCUCGACAUCCAGUUCCCGCCCGACUAUCCCUUCAAGCCACCCAAGGUCCGCUUCAUCACCAAAGUGUAUCACCCCAAUGUGAAUGCGAACGGCUCCAUCUGCCUGGACACGUUGAGCACCAACUGGAGCCCCGCGCUGACGGCGUCGAAGAUGCUGCUCUCCAUCCUGCUGCUGCUGACCCAGCCCAACCCCGACGACCCGCUCCGCAGCGACGUGGCACACGUCUACAAGACCGACCGGGCCAAGUUUGACGCCACCGCGCGGGAGUGGACGCAACGCUACGCCAUGUAG